AUGGUCUUUCGAAUUUUGGGGGAUCUAUCCCACCUCGCAUCCAAAGCUAUUCUCAUAUUUGCCAUACACUCGAACCGCAGCGCCGAAGGCGUCUCCCCAAUCACGCAAGUCCUGUAUGCCCUCGUAUUUUGCACCAGAUACCUCGACAUCUUUCGAACAACUAUAUUAUGGAACUUGCUGUUCAAGAUCGUCUACAUCUCCUCGUCAUUCUACACCAUCGGCAUAAUGCAGUGGGUGUACCCGCGCUCGAGGGAGCGCGAGCUCUCGUGGAAGCUAGGCGGAGGCGUCCUCGUCGCCGCCGCAGUUCUGUCGCCCUUCAUGAUGAUGAUCUUCUACGACAAGUGGGGUUUCAUUACGUGGAUGUGGGUGUUUUCCGAGAUUCUCGAGUCGGGCUGCAUCCUGCCUCAGCUUCUGCUCCUGCGGCAGACCACGGUGCCGACCGUCAUCAACUCCUUCUACCUCGUUGCCCUCGGAUCCUACAGGGCCCUGUACAUCUUGAACUGGUUCGUCCGUGAGUUCGACGCGACCGGCCGAAAGCCCGAGGCGGUAGCCGUCAUCUUCGGCGUCAUCCAGACGGCGCUCUACUUCGACUUUGCCUGGGUUUACUACACCCGGCAGCGUGUCAAGCUCCGAGGCGGCGGCAUCGUCGACGCGGACGACAUGCGCCGCGGCUGGCUGCUCCGCCGCAUUUUUGGGAGACACGUGGAAUCCGCCGACGAUGAAGAAGGCGCUCCCGCGCUGGGCGGCGACGGAAACGGACCUCGACGAGCGGCUCGGCCUGGCUGGGGAGCUCGCGGCAUUUCCGUCAGUGCGGACGAGGGCAUGUUCGACGCGGAACGCCACCACGAUGAUGAGGAAGAGGGUUUGGGUGGAGACCACGUCGAUCCGGAUGCGAAGAUGAAGGAUCCGGAUGAGCUAGCAAAGGCCCUGGACGACGAUGACGAUGAGGGCCAUCCUGUUGCUGCGUCGUCAAAGGGGAGCGCUGGGGCCAGUGUGCCCAACGGCAUGCGCAGCGGUGACGAAUGGCGAGAUUAA
Molecule: messenger RNA, 1035 nt
Organism: Metarhizium album ARSEF 1941
Lineage: Eukaryota; Fungi; Ascomycota; Sordariomycetes; Hypocreales; Clavicipitaceae
Product: protein-ER retention receptor
Exons: 3
Coding region: 1-1035 (344 amino acids)
Biological process (GO): protein retention in ER lumen; endoplasmic reticulum to Golgi vesicle-mediated transport
Cellular component (GO): membrane; cis-Golgi network; endoplasmic reticulum
Molecular function (GO): ER lumen protein retrieval receptor activity
Source: RefSeq, a predicted model, not a curated record